CAGCUCCCUCAGUGGACGCUCAAAGCCUCAAAGCAGAGAGAGAGAGAGAGAGAGAGAGAGUGCAGAGAGAGAGAGAGAGCAGCUCCAUAUACUCAAGCUACAAGCGGAUCCAUCCAUCCCAGUCCCAGUCCCAGUCCCAGUGAGGGGGCAUAUAUAUACAGCCAUCAGGCCGCUGCCGCUGCAGAGUGCCGAGUGGAGCGGGGUGUGGGGAUCCAUAUUCGAAAGUAGCAAGAAGAGGAGAGGCUGACCCAGCUGGUGGAAGAGAAGGGAGGAGGGGGAGAAGAUGCUGGCCUGCAUCGCGUGCGUCAACAAGGAAGAAGGCGGCGGCGGCCGGGAGAGGGAGCGGGACGGCGCCGGCGGCGACAGGGACACGCCGACAUGCAGGGACCCCGUCAAGUCGCUCACCUCCCAGCUCAAGGACAUGGUGCUGAAGCUGUCGGGAGGCACGCAGAGGCAGGGGGUGCCGAAGCGGGGCGGCUCGCCGCCGCCGAGGGGCCGGACGACGUCCCUGUACCGGAGCGGCUACUACCGGCCGGGCGUGGUGCAGGACGACAUGGCGGUGCCCCCGGCCACGUACCUGGGCCACGGCGCCGGGGGCGGGGGCGGCACGGCGGCGUCGAGCGCGAGCUCCACGCCGGCGUGGGAGCGGCCGCCCAACGGGGGCGGAGGCCCGGGCGGCGAGGCGGCGGUGCGGGAGUGGGUGGCGCAGGUGGAGCCCGGGGUGCAGAUCACGUUCGUGUCGCUGGCGGGCGGCGCCGGCAACGACCUGAAGCGCAUCCGGUUCAGCCGGGAGAUGUACGACAAGUGGCAGGCGCAGCGGUGGUGGGGCGACAACAACGAGCGCAUCAUGGAGCUCUACAACGUCCGCCGCUUCAGCCGCCAGGUGCUCCCCGACGCGCCCCGGGACGACGACGGCGAGCAGAGGGAGUCGUUCUACUCGCAGUCGCAGGUGGGCUCCACGAUGGGGAGCCCGGCGGCGACGCCGUCGCCGGCGCCGGAGAGCAUCGCCUGGGGCGCGGCCUUCGCCCGCCCGCAGCCUUCCGCAGCGGCCGCCGGCCCAGGCGGCGCCGGCGCGGCGCGGCAGCACAGCUUCCGCGGCCCGCUGUCCCCGCCGCCGCCGUCGUCGUCCAACCCGUCGGAGCGCGCCUGGCAGCAGCAGCAGCCACACCCGCAGCGCCAGAACGAGCCCGACCUCCCGGAGCCGGCGAGGACGACCACCUCGUCCCUGCCGGACGACGUGUCCAUCAGCAACGCCAGCGAGCUGGAGGUGACGGAGUGGGUGAUCCAGGACGAGCCCGGCGUGUACAUCACCGUCCGCGAGCUCGCCGACGGCGCCCGCGAGCUCCGGCGCGUCCGCUUCAGCCGUGAGAAGUUUGCGGAGCUGAACGCCAAGCUGUGGUGGGAGGAGAACAAGGAGAGGAUACACGCGCAGUACCUCUGAAUCUUCUCCAUUGGUAUCCCCUCUGAGCAUUUUGUCAAGUAACAUUCUGGACACAGCAAAUCAGUGGAAGUAGAAAUGCAGCGUACACGUCCAAUGAGUACUAGACGAAACAACAGAAUCAAAUAAGAAAUUACUCGUGAAGGGCGGAUCAGCUGUUGUUUGUGUCUUUUCCGCUUGAUAUGGGCAUGAACUUUCUCUUCGAUAAAUGCAUAUGCAGUCAAAAAAGGCAUGAACUGCUGUGUGGUUUAUCUAUGUUUCAACAAGGCACCAAAACUUGUACAUAAGAAAUAGGCUGAAGGAAUACAUGACAUGGCAUUAUGCUGAGAGGAGGACAUAGCUAAAAAAACGUGGGUGUUCAUCCUGUACAGUAAGUCAGUAACUAAGGUCAGCAGCCCUAUGAUGAUCUUGGUGCAGUACUCAACUACUCAUCUUACAGGGCACUGUUACCAUGAGCAAACAGCAGGAUGCCCGUGAGUAUCUGACAACCAUAUAGGUCUAGAAACGGGCCAGACAAGAUUCUUUGUUGGAUGCAGAUGCAAGGGCGCCCCCACAAAAACAGUGCCUGUAUCCUAAUUGAUCCAAGGGGCUGCUUUCAAAGUGGUUAUUUGUCUGUUCUAUUGUGGGUACGGCAUGCAUGGCACUUUGCUCGUGGAGAUUCAGGGAAAAUGUGUAUGCAGACCUACCACAGCAGAGUGCAUCAACCAAACAAAACUGAUAAGUUGAGAUAUCAUGGAGCAUGGGGAAAAUCUGCAAUUGGUUGAGUUGUUUCCACAAAUGUUGUCUCUGUCCUCCUAGUCUUAUAGCCCACCAUGUACUCUAUACAAAGCAAAGCCAAAUUAGAGUGUCCCCUCAUAGCUCCUAUUCUUUGGAUACCUCGAGAUACCGCUGGUAUGUGUCCACUUGAUCUCCCCAUGUCAACACAUUCUUUUAACCUUCGGUUCACCAAGCAUCACUAGUUCUUGUAGAUCACGUUUGAGCUACGGCAUCGCAACUCGUUUGGACAAAUUCACAAUAUGGUUGAUAGCCUUAAUGGCAGCUUUGCAGGCUAUGUACUAUAGAAAGGGCAACCAAAAGGACAGUGUGGAUUCAAAACAAGAGUUUUCGAUGCUUUAAUUCAAAUCGUUGUCAAACUAUUUCAAAACAGUCUUCUUCCAAUUGUUUCGAAACAAAGCGUAAACUGCUAUCCUUGACACAACAAAUCAGUGGAAGUAGAAAUGCUGCGCGCAUAUCCAGUGUGCACCCAAUGAAACAACAGAAUCAAAUAAGCAUAUGCAGUCAUAGAAGGCAUGCACUGAUGUUUGGCAGUAGUUUAUCCACAUGCUCAACAAGGCACCCCAAACCCAGACUUGUACAUAGAAUUUAGUCUGAGGUAAUACAUGAUUAUAGCAAGAAGAGACAGAGCUAAAAACUAUGGCCAGCAGCCUAUGAUGAUCUUGGUGCAGUACUGGACUAGUCAUCUUACAGGUCACUGUUACCAUGGCCAGCACCAGGAAGUCUGUGACCAUAGAUAGGUCUAGAAAUGGGCCAGAUGAGAUUGUGUGUUGGAUGCAGAUGCAAGGGUGCCCCCACCCCACAGAAACAGUGCCGGCAUCCUAAUUGAUCCAAGGGGCUGCUGUCAAAGUGGUCAUUUGUCUGUUGUAUUGUGUGGGUACGACAUGCAGGGCACUUUGCUCAUGGAGAUUCAGGGGUAUCACUAUCACUAUCACUAUCACUAUCACUCCUGGAAAAAUGUGUAUGCAGACCUACCAGUGCAGGAUAAUGUUUUUAGCAUGGAGCAUCAGCCAAACAGAACUGAUAGGAGCACGGGCAAAAUCUGCAAUUAAGCGAGGUGUUUCUACUACAAAUUUCUACCAGGAUAAUGUAGGAGGAGUGGUCUUCAGAAUGAUUUUAUGAUGUUUAAAAGCAGAACCGGAUUCGAUGGAGUGUCCAUCGGUUGACAUUAAUAAUUUUGCGUUCUUCAGAGUCUAAUUCAGUAGUAAUAGUAGGAGACACGCACUUCCAUGGUGGAAUCAUGGCAGAAGAGAGGUCAAUGGGGGAAAAAGGG
This is a messenger RNA of Triticum aestivum (bread wheat), 3485 nucleotides long. RefSeq names its product protein Brevis radix-like 4. The coding region runs from base 284 to 1441 and encodes 385 amino acids. The record is from RefSeq and is a predicted model, not a curated record. NCBI's taxonomy places the organism in Eukaryota, Viridiplantae, Streptophyta, Magnoliopsida, Poales, Poaceae. The transcript is spliced from 5 exons.